ACAAGAAAGAAAAAGAAAAACAGAACAAAACAAAAUCAGGUGUACCAACCAUGUGAGUCCCCAACAAACAAGUCACCAAUAAAUUACCCCACCAAAACGCAAACAAAAUCCCCCCCCCACUUUUCACUCCCCUCACCCAAAAACAACAAAAGCCUCACCUUCUCUCCAUUCAAAACACCUCCAUCAUCACCACAGAACCCACCCUCCCAAAUCAAUUCAACAUGUCCAUCGACGCCUUCCUCGAAAACCUGAGCUACGCCCAGUCUGGUGCUAAGUUCGCCGAGCUCCAGUCCGCUGCCUCCGGCAUCAACGUCGAUCUUCUCAAGGCCGCCGUUGAGGCCGUCCUCGCCGGCGGUGAUGACGCCAAGGUCGAAGGCCCUCUGGCUGAUGCUCUGAAGGCUGGUUUCGAGUUCGCGACUAAGCUUGUUAAGAUGCUGGCCAAGGAGCCUGGUUCGACCGAGAUGCUGAACUUCUACAAGUACUUCAAGCGGGCCAGGAACGAGACCCCUGCUGAACCUUCGUUCUACCAGCUCGAGUCGAAGUACAAGUACAACGCCUGGAAGGAGAUCAGCCACAUCAGCGAACAGAAGGCCCAGGCUUCUUACAUCCAGAAGGUUAGCGAAGCCAUCGAGACGUACGGCACCCGCGAAUAAGUGUUUGGCUUGAUUGUGUUUAACUAGGGAGGAAUAUGAACUUGGAUACUAUGGGCUUGGUGACGAGUUACGAACGAAUGUUAGAUUACUGCCUUUU
Messenger RNA from Aspergillus pseudotamarii, 750 nucleotides. Its product is annotated as acyl CoA binding protein-domain-containing protein. Gene Ontology annotation, biological process: fatty acid metabolic process. The transcript has 3 exons. The record is from RefSeq and is a predicted model, not a curated record. Gene Ontology annotation, molecular function: long-chain fatty acyl-CoA binding. Bases 222 to 653 code for a protein of 143 amino acids. NCBI's taxonomy places the organism in Eukaryota, Fungi, Ascomycota, Eurotiomycetes, Eurotiales, Aspergillaceae.